Oncorhynchus tshawytscha (Chinook salmon) is the source of this 782-nucleotide messenger RNA. Its product is annotated as centrosomal protein of 112 kDa-like. The record is from RefSeq and is a predicted model, not a curated record. The transcript has 6 exons. Bases 4 to 732 code for a protein of 242 amino acids. Lineage: Eukaryota; Metazoa; Chordata; Actinopteri; Salmoniformes; Salmonidae.
UUUAUGGAAAAAGGAUGUGACGUAGGACGCAGUCUGUGUAGCAGAAGUUUGAACCGUUUAGAUCUGCAGAAGCUGGACAUUAUGAACAAACAAGAAGAGACAUGGGAGAAACUGGACUCAGAGUUUGACCAUCACCUGGUUGACAUGAAACCAUAUGUCCUAAAACUCCCCCACAAGACAGAGCGCCAGCUGUGUGCCCUGUGGAUCAAGAAGCUGUGUGACCCAGGUGUAUCCGGCUCGGGCCUGAUGGGACGCAAGAACCGCAACAUGUACGCCCGCCUGCUCCUGCACAUGCUCAGAAGAGGGGUCCUGGAGGGCCCUUUCAGCCACAAGCCAGAGUCAGGCAGUCUCAAGACUCUACCAACAUAUAUGUCCAUCUACUUUGACGAGCCUCUAUGUGGCCAGGGCCUGGAGCAGAGCACUGCAGGCCUGCCUGACUGGGUAACGGGAGAGCUGGGCCAGGGUGACGACUCCUGGGACAGCCUGCUCAGAGAGAGGGCCAGGUCCUCUCCCACAGCCUACUCUAACACACACAGGAGAAGACGGCUAUAUGAGGAGAUGUCUCCAUCUCGGCCCCUGGCCUCCAGCCCAGUGAAACGCUCUUCUGAAGACCACAACAAAGGGGUGGAUGGCCACAGGAAGCCAGUGGUGCCGUCUCCUGACGACAGUGAACUGGAAACUCGCCUCAACAGCUGGAACCUGGGGUAUGUCUGCCAGGGCCACAUUCAGUAGCCAAACGUUGUUGAACGUGGCAGAUAGAAAUUCCACGAAUAGAGCCAACA